AUGUCUCUAGGACGCACCUUCAAGCUCAACUCCGGAUACGAGAUUCCUGCCGUUGGCCUGGGAACUUGGCUCUCCAAACCCCAUGAAGUGGAAGAGGCAGUCGAGACUGCUCUUCGAGUGGGAUAUCGCCAUCUUGACGGUGCGGCGAUUUAUCGAAACGAAGUGGAAGUGGGAAACGGCUGGAAGAAGUCGGGGGUGCCACGUGAGCAGAUCUUUAUCACAAGCAAGCUGUGGAACACGCACCACCACCCCGACCACAUCGAGGAGGCUCUCGACAAGACUCUGAAGGAGCUGCAGACGGACUAUCUUGAUCUCUACCUGAUUCAUUGGCCUAUUGCUUUCGAGCACUCGAGUGACACCUUCACUCCCAUUGACCCCGUUACUCAACGGUUCAGGCUGGCAGAUGUCUCCGUUGCCGAUACCUGGAAGGUUCUCGAGAAGCUCGUCAGGGCAGGAAAGAUCCGCAGCAUCGGUGUCAGCAACUUCACCAUUGAGAAGCUCCAAGAGCUUCUAAAGACCGCGGAGAUUCCUCCAGCUGCCAACCAGUACGAGGCCCAUCCGUACCUGCAGCAGCCCGGUCUGCUCGAGUUCCUCAAGGAGAAGAAAAUUCUCCCCGUCGCAUACAGCCCGCUGGGUAACAACCUGGCUGGCCGUCCGCGUGUCAUCGAUGAUCCAGCCAUUCAGGAAAUUGCCACCAAGCUGGGCAAGGACCCUGCUGCUUUGCUGAUCUCUUGGGCUGUCCAGCGCGGCACUGCCGUCUUGCCCAAGAGUGUCACGGCGUCGCGUAUCGAGAGCAACUUUCAAGACUUCAUCGUUCCCGACGCAGAAUUCGAGGCCCUGAACAAACUGGAGCGUAACGAGCGUUACAGCUACCCCUUCCGCUGGGGCGUUGAUGUCUUCGGGGAACUUGGUGCUGAGGAGGCCGAGCGACGUGCGGAGGAGCAUGCAGCUACUCAGAGGGCGAAUGCCUGA
Molecule: messenger RNA, 972 nt
Organism: Aspergillus affinis
Lineage: Eukaryota; Fungi; Ascomycota; Eurotiomycetes; Eurotiales; Aspergillaceae
Product: aldo/keto reductase family protein
Exons: 7
Coding region: 1-972 (323 amino acids)
Cellular component (GO): cytosol
Molecular function (GO): aldose reductase (NADPH) activity
Source: RefSeq, a predicted model, not a curated record